GCAAAAUACUCCAAUCAUGUUCACAUUAAAUGUCAUCCGUAACUGUUCAACCAAUGGAUUGUCAUCAUCAAAAUAUAUUCCUAAGGUUGAUUCACCUUCUAACAUGACCAUAUCAAACCCGAGAUAGAAUUUUGAAUUUAACUAAGGGUCUGUUUAUUUGAAAGAAAAUUGUUUUCGGUAAAUUGUUUUCUGACAAUCCAGUGUUUGGAUGACGGAAAAUGGAUCUACGAAAACAUUUUUCACGAAUUGAAAACAAUAAGCUUAGAUGGGGGAAAAUAGCUUCAGUCAGAUUGGGUCACAAAUUCAAAUUGUAACUCAGUUUCACUUAAAUGGAAUUUGAGGAAUUCAAUCAUACACAAAAGAAAUCAUUAAAGUUUCGUCUGUGAAUAAUUCAAAUAAGGUGACUGAUUUGGUGGUUUUUGCCUUAUUUAUAGGAGUAUGUUUGUCGACACAAGCAGAACUUUGGACUUUAUGGUUGGGAUUCAACUUUGCAAAACAAUUUAGUUUUCAUAAGAUCAUCAUUGGGAUUAACUCUUAAAUCAUUACUGAUUUUGGUAGUCCAGAUCUUAUAAUUGAUAAUGCUAGCCCUACUUUACUUAAAAUAUCAGAAGACUGCUGGGCUCUCAUUUUGAGUUUAAAGUGCAGUAUAACUUUCGUGAAGGAAAUAGCUCUGCUGACCAGCUUGCUAAUCUUGGAAUCGAUAAACGCUUGGAUACUAGUGUCUUUCAAUUACUUCCUAUUUCAUGUAGAUUUACAACAUUAAAUUUUUAUAUUCAACUUUAGCCCCUUUUCAUACAGAAAAAAAGUUUUUACUCUGAAAUCCAAUGAAAAUAGACAGAAACGAAAUAGAUAGCUGGGCAGUGGUUCAACGCCGAACCUAUCUACUUAGGUGGGCCACUGACCCAGAAAAGUAAACUUAAUGUCUCUGGGCCAUCGCUCCACGUGUCAAAUAGUACAUUGAUAAGAAAAGAUGCCGUGCAAGGUACGAGGACCAUUACGCUUUCCCUUAGGAAUUUUCUGAUAUUUGACUGGAUCUACAGACAUGUCAAGCUUGAAAACUGAACAGAGCAAAAUUGUUAAUGCCCAAAACAAGUAGGUUAAUGCGUAUCCCACAGACAAGGCUUUUGUAGUGGACUGGGAGAGUUCAUUUGGCUUUGCCCUUUGCUCAAUCCUCGCCUAAGUACUGAUGGGCAUUGCUGAUGUGAACUGAUGUUGUAGCCAACCUCGGAAAAAUCAGUCCAAAGAAAGCACAUGGUCUUCCUUGAAAAGUCUUCUUGGAUUGAGAAUUUCUCAGGUCCUCACGUCUCCAAUCGCAUCAUAUAAACCACCACUUGGUAGCUUCACUUGUCAUCAAGACAAGUGGUGAUGCUUCAGUAUUGCAUUCUUGCAGCUUUCAUAUUCUUCUUUGUCCUCUUCCUUUACUCGAUCGAGAAACUUGUCAAGUUGAGGGCGCGCGCGAAUCCUAGUCUCCCUCCAGGAAGCCUAGGAUGGCCACUCAUCGGCGAGACUCUGGAGUUCCUCCGAGCGGGACGACUAGGAGAGCCCGAACGGUUCAUCAGGGAGAGGAUGGACAGGUACGAUGCGAGGGUCUUCAAGACGUCCCUGCUUGGGGAGCCGAUGGCCGUCUUCUGUGGGACUGCGGGGCACAAGUUCUUGUUCGGCAACGAGAACAAAGCCGUCAAGGUCUGGUGGCCGAGCACUGUGCAGAAGCUGUUCCGGUCAAGCCUGGUCAACGCUGCAGGUGAGGAUGCCAAGUCCCUGAAGAGGAUACUCAUGAACUUUUUCCAUCCUGAGGCGCUCAAGAGGUACAUUGAGAGGAUGGACAUGAUCACCCGACACCACCUUGACACGCACUGGGAACGAAGAGAAGAAGUGCGACUUUAUCCGAUGCUUAAGGUCUACACUUUCGAAUUGGCCUGUCGCAUCUUCACCAGCACCGAUGACCGUACACGAGUUUCAACCCUGGCCGCCCUAUUCGAUGUUUUCAUAAAUGGAGUUGUGAAUUUGCCUAUAAGUUUCCCUGGAACGGCAUUCUACUGUUCAACCAGGGCCGCCAGUCGAAUCCGGGAAGAGAUUCGAUCGAUUGCUAGGGAGAGAAAAUUAGCUCCAUGGGAAAAAAAGGCGAUGCCUGACCAAGAUCUUUUGUCCUUCUUGCUCACUUCUGCCGACGCUAAUGGACGGUUCUUGAGUGAGAUGGAGAUCAUUGACAACAUACUCCUAAUACUAUUCGCUGGGCACGACACCACAAGAUCCGCCAUCACGCUGUUCGUGAAGUAUCUGAGUGAUUAUCCUGAAGUCUACGAAAAGAUUUGCAAAGAGCACGAAGAUAUUGCCAAAUCGAAAGAACCGGGGCGGUUGCAGUGGGAGGAUGUGCAGAAGAUGAGGUACUCAAUGAAUGUGGUCGCGGAAGUUUUGAGGCUGAUGCCACCAGUGACCGGUGCAUUCCGAGAGGCCCUGGUCAAUUUCACAUAUGCUGGUUAUACCAUUCCUAAAGGAUGGAAGCUAUAUUGGACUACUGGUUCGACACAUAAAGAUCCAGUACUUUACCCGAAUCCUGAAAAGUUCGAUGUGUCGAGAUUCGAAGGAUCAGGAUCGAACCCUUUCUCGUACGUACCGUUUGGAGGGGGGCCAAGGAUGUGCUUGGGGCAUGAAUUUGCCAGGAUUCAAAUCCUUAUAUUUCUGCACACUAUGGUGACAAGAUUCAAGUGGAAUUUGGCGAUCCCGGAUGAAGCAAUUGGUUAUGAUCCCAUGCUUUCGCCACAACAGGGGCUUCCGCUCUGUCUUCUACCACAUAGACUGUGAAACAGACGCUAAGUCUAUCAUCUUCAACUGCUAGUGAACCUCUAGUCUAGUUACCGAACUCCGAGAUGAAUUAUCUGAAUUUUGAAGAUGCAGGUCGUCUUCUUGGGCAUAUAAGCUCGAAUAUGUAAAUCAAUAAGGGUCAAUAUCACACUGACCAAUGCAAUACUAUCAUUUCUAUCUGGAAACUGUGCUCUUUACACUUUCCCUGUGAGGUAUGUGCAGAGUUAUGAUCUCCUAAUGUAGGAGUUCUAGUAAGUCGGAGAAGGUUAAAUAUUUUUGCUCUUUCAUUAUAUUUGGUGGCAAGGAUCGAACUACGUAU
This is a messenger RNA of Syzygium oleosum, 3121 nucleotides long. Its product is annotated as beta-amyrin 28-monooxygenase-like. The record is from RefSeq and is a predicted model, not a curated record. The transcript is spliced from 3 exons. NCBI's taxonomy places the organism in Eukaryota, Viridiplantae, Streptophyta, Magnoliopsida, Myrtales, Myrtaceae. Gene Ontology annotation, biological process: sterol metabolic process. Bases 1366 to 2802 code for a protein of 478 amino acids. Gene Ontology annotation, molecular function: oxidoreductase activity, acting on paired donors, with incorporation or reduction of molecular oxygen; heme binding; monooxygenase activity.